This is a messenger RNA of Mya arenaria, 1196 nucleotides long. RefSeq lists its product as uncharacterized. The transcript is spliced from 4 exons. Gene Ontology annotation, molecular function: protein binding. The record is from RefSeq and is a predicted model, not a curated record. The coding region runs from base 194 to 1009 and encodes 271 amino acids. NCBI's taxonomy places the organism in Eukaryota, Metazoa, Mollusca, Bivalvia, Myida, Myidae.
AUUAACCAAUUGAAUUCGCUAAGUUAAGUUUGAAAUUUGUAAACAAUCGUACUUUCACUUUGCAUGCUAUCAUCGUUGGAAUUCCGGUUCUUUAUUCCACUUAUAUUAGAGCGUCAUAGUUUGGUAUUGAGCCAAAAUCAAUUUUAUAGAGGAAUAUACAUUUUUUAAUUCAGUGAACUCUUAUAUUGUCGUGAUGUCUUAUCUCAUUCGGACUUGGAUUUGUAUAAUUACACUAAUUCACACAGGUAUAGGAGUUGCAUGUUGUCCUAAUAACAGCAGUGUGUACACAGAAAAUGGACAGAAAGAAAUAUUGAAAUUCGAGGCUCCCAUAAACCCCAAAACAGACUUCGCUAUCUACCGAGUGGCCCGCUAUGAUGGCAUAACACUCCUAGCAGUAAACUACCAAUAUGGGAAAGUGAUAGGAGAACCUACCCUACAGAACUGCUCCCUGGCUACAAGCGCAAAUUUUGCAAUUGGGCUCCUACAUAUCGAGCUUAAUCCGUUUGUUGAGGGCGACCAAGGAACAUACAAACUGACGGAAUUAAGUGAAACUACUACUGUCAUACAAUGUGUAACAUUAUACAUCCUAGCUAAGCCUUGGCCUCCUACAGAUUUACACAUUAUCAGUACACCAGGCUUGGUAAACGCUAAAUGGAUAAAAGGCUUUAAUGGAGGAAGUCUUCAGUCAUUUCUACUGCAAAUAUCCUACGAUGAUAUUUGGAAGAACCUGACGCAGGUGAAUGAGAAUGACAGGAAUAAUAUGCUGAAUGAAACCGUGUAUCAAGUCUAUAUCACAAAUGUAAAACCUGGCAAACACUCGGUGCGAGUUAUUGCUUUCAACAAAGUUGGGUAUGCAGACCCCGUGCUAUUCACGGAAAACGAUUCGGAACAGAUCAACUUUCAAGAAAGCACGAGCGAAGCUGGAAGACUGAACACUACUAUUAUGUCGCUGAGCGUUGUAGUUUCGAUCAUUAUUCAGUAUCUUGCACGUGAUACAACGGAACCGUGAUAACUCUGUGUCUUUGGAAAAUUCCAAUACGAGGAAGUUCCUUCCUUUUUCAGAACAACCAAUUAACAAUGAUAUUUUUAGUAAUUUAGUAUAGAUAUUACGCCCUCAGUCUGUGAUAUAAUUAAAUGUGAUAUUUUAUAUGUAACUAUGAUACAUAUUUGCACGAAUAAAACUAUCUAGCCAUGUA